This is a messenger RNA of Acinonyx jubatus (cheetah), 4998 nucleotides long. RefSeq names its product zinc finger and SCAN domain-containing protein 4-like. The transcript has 4 exons. Gene Ontology annotation, cellular component: nucleus. Gene Ontology annotation, biological process: regulation of transcription by RNA polymerase II. Gene Ontology annotation, molecular function: sequence-specific DNA binding; DNA-binding transcription factor activity, RNA polymerase II-specific. Lineage: Eukaryota; Metazoa; Chordata; Mammalia; Carnivora; Felidae. The record is from RefSeq and is a predicted model, not a curated record. Bases 205 to 1506 code for a protein of 433 amino acids.
UAUUUCUCCUGGGAGGAGUGGGAUCUCCUGGAUGAGGAUCAGAGAUGCCUGUACCACGAUGUGAUGCUGGAGAACUUUGCGCUCACAUCCUCACUAGCUGGCACUCUUCAAGUAUCUACCAGUUGGUGAAACAGAUCUUCAGAGAAACAAGUCAGUACGAAUUGAACAUCCAAAGUUGAACCUCUCUGAGAAUUCUUGUUAAGAAUGGCUUUAGAUCUCAGAAUUUCAUGUCAGGGAGAACCAUCUAGGAAUGUCCCUGGGUCAGAAAACCUAGAGCAUAAGCCCAGCCAAGGACCAGCCAUUCAGGGGGAAGAGAUCUAUGAGUUCCCCAGCACUCAGCUCAGUUUAUUUCAAAACAGUAAUAACUCAUGCGCAAGGGAGGAACUGCAAAAUCUCUACAACUUAUUUCACUCAUGGCUGCAGCCAGAAAAACACAGCAAGGAUGAAAUUAUUUCUCGUUUGGUCCUGGAACAGUUUAUGAUCAAUGGCCACUGCAGUGACAGGUCCAUGUUGAAAGAGAAAUGGAAUACAAGUGGCAGAAACAUGGAGAAAUUCAUGGAAAAUCUAACUGACGAUGGCAUGAAACCACCUGGAUUAGUCCACGUCCACAUGCAGGGACAGGAAGCCCUCUUUUCUGAGAAUAUGCCCUUAAGAGAAGUCAUUGUUCAUUUCACCAAACAGUUGUCAGCAGGAACCCCAACAGGAGAGAACAUGGGGACACCGUCCUGUACUCCCCAGGAUACUUCCCUGGCAACGGGACGAGGAGAUGAAAAUAAAGAAAAUGGUGGCAACAUUGACCAAGUAAAUGACGGUAUUACUAGUCAAGGCAAUGAAAUCCCUUCCCUACUCAUUAUCCAGGAAGAGGGCUGUCCUAGGCCUGAAGACGACAGUGUUUCUUUGAAGAAUCCAGUCAGCUCUGGAAGAGCAGGUCUAGCUAUCUCCGGGUCCCAGGAGGGGUGCCCAAAAGGACCCCCUUAUCAAGAUAUCCUUAUGGAGGUGGGACCAAGGUUUCUCUCUCAGCCAGUCAAGGUCACCCCUGAGCCUGUUCCUACCCACCAGAAUGAGGGAAUCUCCACAUGUGAGGGACUCCAAGAAAGAUCCCAUGAAGCCUCCAAACCAUAUAGAUGUGAAAAGUGUCCCAAGAUCUUUAGGUAUUUCUCUCAGCUAAAAGCCCAUCAGAGAAGACACAAUAAUGAGAGGACAUUUAUUUGUGCUGAGUGUAACAAAGGCUUCUUCCAAGCAUCAGACCUACAUGUGCACCAGAUGACUCACGCAAGAGAGAAGCCUUUCACGUGCAGCAUGUGUGAAAAGUCCUUCAGCCACAAAACCAACCUCAAGGCUCAUGAGAGAAUCCACACGGGAGAGAAGCCCUACGAGUGUUCCCUUUGCCGGAGAAGCUACCGCCAGUCAUCCACCUAUCACCGCCACCUGAGGACUCACCAGAAAAUGGCCUUCAAAAGUGCUCCUUCCACACCAGAAGCUUCCUCAGCUGCAGCCCCAAUGUAAUGUACAUAAAUGUAUAUGCAAGUAUGUAUAUUUCCAUCGUACUUCUCUGUUUGGAAGAUAAUUCCUAAUUUCCUGAUCAUAAUCUCCAUUUCCUGUCUUACUCCAUUAAAAUAUAACUUUAAGGAGGUCAGGGAAUUUGUUUGUUCACUGAAGUAUUUCUGGUACCUAGAAAAAUGGCUGCCACAUUUCCAAUGACCAAUAAGUAAUCUGUUGAAUUAAUUAAUAAAGGUGUAAUGUUGGUGUUUAUUCCUUAAAAUCCAGGAACGUCCAGCCCUAUGACACAAACGGCAGUUCCCAGAGGUCAUGUGAGGCUUUCCCUUUGCUCCCCUGUCCUCUGUCCACACCCUUCACCUUCAGUGGGCCGCACGUACCUAAAAAGUUGGAGAGCAGAGGCAGAAACUCAGAAAUUGGACUGAGGCUUUGAAAGGGAAACUUUAUGUUCCAAUGAUAGAUUCCUUUAAUUCACUGGGAACAUUAACAGCUAAGCUGACCUGAUAUGAUUGGUGAUGGAAAGUUGCCGAAUGCUCUUUUAUUGACAAAUCAUUACCAAAAAAGUCAACUACUUUGCAUUCCUUUCUUCCAGAGAUGGAAGGUAUGGGGGGGAUGGGGAGUCUGUUUGCAGAACUAGUUUGAAAGGGCAGUUUGGGGAGAAGAAAAGAUUCCCGGCACAGCUGAGGCAAAAGCACAUUUACUGGUUAUUUGGAAUACACUCGUGAGCCGGUUUCGACCAGGUAUUGGGGCUCCAUCGUACUGAGAAACCAGAAGGUACAUGUAGAAAGGGCUUGAAUCAUGGAAGGGGGUACUCUGUGGGGUAAACUGUGACAUUUCUCUCGGUGCAUCUAUAGCACAGAAAGCUACGCGGCCACAGAUAGUGGUCCGCUGUGUGGGAAGCCCAUUCACCCAUCCUCUUUCCCGGGCUGUCUCCAUGGGUUUGCUAUUGUCAAUAUUCUUGCACAUACCUCUUGGUGCAAGGGAAAGCUUUUGUUCGGGAAGACCUCUGUUAGGCGGGUUAUGAAAUAAUACAAAAUAUAUAUGCUGGGGAGUGCCUGGGUUACGUGGCUAACUCUUGAUUUCAGCUCAUGGUCUCACAGUUCGUAAAAUCAAGCCCACUGUUAGGUUCUGUGCUGACAGCAUGGGACCUGUUCGGGAUUCUCUUUCUUUUCCCUUCCCUCUCUGCCCCUCUCCCACUUGGGCGUACAUGCUCUCUCUCUCUCUCUCAAAAUAAAUAAACAUUAAAAAAAGAAGAACCUAUGCUUAAAAAAAAGAAUAUUGAAAAUAUAUAUGUUUGUCUCUGCCCCCCAGUUCCUGGCACAGAGCUCCUAAAACCCUUGUUAUUUAUUUUUUGUCUUUAAUUUUUAAAAUGUUUCCAUUUAUUUUUGAGAGAGAGAGCGUGCACAUGAGAAGGGGGGAGGGGCAGAGAGAGGGGGACAGAGGGUCUGAAGCAGGGUCUACACUAACAGCAGAGAGGCCAAUGAGGGGUUCGAACUCAUGAACCAUGAGAUCGUGACCUGAGCCCAAGUUGGAUGCUUACCCAACCGAGUCACCCAGGUGCCCCAUCCUUGUAAUUUCUUAAGUGAUGACAGCACUAGAAGCACCUUUUGUUCUAAUAUUUGGUCUUUGACCCUGGUUCCUGAUACAGAACCCCUAAAUCCUGUGGAAUUUCCUUGGUGAUAGGAGUGUCUUUCAUUUCAGUGAUGCAACUCCUGAGUAGCUUCAGGAUGGGGCGUGGUCACCAAAAAGACCAAGCCAUGCGUAGAAGCUUGGAACUUUCUACCCCAUCCUCCAGACGUGGAGAGGGGCUAGAGAUUGAGUUAAUGAUCAAUCGUGCCACACAAAGUUUGGGGAACUUGGUGAACAGCCACGUGCCAGGAAGCUGGUGUACCCCCAAGUCCAUGGGGACAGGACCUCCUGUGCUGGGGACCCUUCUAGAUCUCGCCACAGCCUGGCAGCUUACAGAUGCACCGGUACUCACAGAGACUCAAGAGACAGGCAUGUCCUAGGGACGCCCAAACAACAUACAGGACUGCACGGUCCCCCAGGACCAAGUGUGAUGAGGGGGAUGGGUGUGAAGAGAGUCUGGCUUCGAGAAAACAACCUAUCCCAUCUCUGCAGAUGUGACGAUGCACUGGUGGAAGAACAGAAAGUUGGGUGCACACCUUUGUACAGCCUGGAGUCCCACACAGACGUGAAGACUCACAGGUGGUCAGGGAGAAACCAGCUGGGGCCUAGAAGUCUUUACACAGAAAUGCUUGCCCCCAGGGCCGAGAAGCCUCACUCCAGCUGGGACAGGAAGGUGGGAGAGUUGCGGGCUUUACAGGAGGGGUGGGAACUUUCUAGCGGGUCAGCAGUCAUCGUUUGGACAAUUUGCAAUUUACUAACAAUGGUGAGGAGGAGCUAUCAGGGCUAAGGUCUCCGGCAAGAGCUACGGGCAGGGAGGUACGAAGGCUUCAGCAGCGGCUCUCAGUCCUUCAAGGCCUCACAACCUCCACAAUACUGACAAUGAUAACCGGGUGACAGCUCAUAUGGGGGCACAGAGUGGAAGUGUCACCCAGAAGCCAUAUUUAGGCUUUCUCCCUCUGAGGGGAGAAAUCGUUACUGAUGAUGGUGAGGGGCCAAGGUGGCCCGCAGGGACACCGAUGACCUAGAAAGCCUCGGGUGGAAAGCGUCUCAAGCAGGCUCUGCUCCACCAGCACAGAGCCCGACUCAGGGCUCGAACUCGCAACACGUGACAUCACGACCUGAGCUGAAAUCAAGGGUGUAAUGCUUAACCGACGGAGCUGCCCAGGAACCCUCUCUGUGCUUUUAAAUUGUGGGUACAGCUUUGUUUCUACCAUUGCUGUGUCCAAGGACCCCAGUCUGACAACAUCAUAAUGUGCUCUCUGAAUCAAAUGAACUUUCAUAAUUUCCAUACCACAUCUGCCGAUUUCUCUCGUUAUUUCAAUUCAUUCUAUGAUUUCAUUUCCAACUUGGUCCUCCAAUUUCCCUUUCCCCUUCUUUUAUUUUGCUUCACUCUUCUAGUCUAUUACAUAUUUCAUUCCACUCAUGAUUUCUUCAAUGUCUCAUUUCAAUCUUAAGUGGGUUUAUAAAAUGUUAGACAAAUUCAUUCGUGUAUAGCUUUGAGGUUUUGAUCUGUUACAUAACAAAAUUCAACUGAAUAAGUUUUAAAGAUUUAACUGGCUUUAUUCAAUGAUUCAUGAGUCAGGCAGGAUCCCAUCCAGUAAAUAGAAAGGAGCUCCAAGGAGCUGUACAAACUGGAAGACUUUUAUAGGCAGAAGGGAUAGGACAAGGAAGUUACUACCAAAAAUAGAUUGUUUCAGGCAAGUUUACCUUCCUUUGGGGGACAGUAGAGCUCUAUCAGGCAGAUUACCUCACUAGUGCAGACCAGGUAAUUCCAGAUUGACCAGCUUAAGAUUCCACACCUGGGAGAGGUUGAAACCAAAAUUGAGUUAGGUAUUAAGUGUUAGUUUGAUGACAAGGGCUUAGGACAAGUGA